ACAAUGAGAAUCUUUGCAUUUAUAUUUGCUGCUUUCAUUCUUCUUGCUCAGAUUUUUUCAGGCAGGGCAGGAUUUUACAGAUCACAAUACUGUCAGAAGAUGGAUGGUCGCUGUGAAAUUGAAUGUCUUUCCUUUGAAGUGAAGAUUGGUGGUUGCAGAUCUGAUUUGACUCCACUUUGCUGCAAAAGAUUAAGUAAAUAUUAA
Messenger RNA from Erinaceus europaeus (western European hedgehog), 204 nucleotides. Its product is annotated as beta-defensin 107A-like. Lineage: Eukaryota; Metazoa; Chordata; Mammalia; Eulipotyphla; Erinaceidae. Gene Ontology annotation, biological process: innate immune response. The coding region runs from base 4 to 204 and encodes 66 amino acids. The record is from RefSeq and is a predicted model, not a curated record. Gene Ontology annotation, cellular component: extracellular region. The transcript is spliced from 2 exons.